Messenger RNA from Amphibalanus amphitrite, 1428 nucleotides. It is a transcript of the gene Mob4, whose product is annotated as MOB kinase activator-like 4. Gene Ontology annotation, cellular component: cytoplasm. The record is from RefSeq and is a predicted model, not a curated record. NCBI's taxonomy places the organism in Eukaryota, Metazoa, Arthropoda, Thecostraca, Balanomorpha, Balanidae. The transcript is spliced from 7 exons. Bases 238 to 897 code for a protein of 219 amino acids.
GUUUGUGGUGUGUUUGCUGCUGCUGGAUGUGUUACUACAGGGAAGCACCAGAGCACUGUUUUUUGUUAAUCUGUAUUAGCAUGCUGCUAGUUUCCCUGCAAGUGUUAGUUAUUUUCUGGCAGAAGUUAGCCUCUCGUUGCUAUGUCUCACAGCAUGCACCAUGAAUUCUGACAUGAGAAGCCAAGGAAGCUAAGUAAUUUCAGAAGUUUCAGAUCAUAUUGUUAGGAUCUUAUCACUAUGACUGAGGCACCAAUCAUCAGAAGGAAUCGACCUGGAACCAAACAAGCAGACUUUUACGGCUGGCCGGAUGAGUUGUUUGAGGAGAUGGACAGCACGCUGGCCGUGCAGCAGUUUAUCCAGCAGAUGGUGCGCAGAAACCCGGCCGCCGUCGAUGCCAUUCUGACGGCUCCCGAGCAGCAGGACGAGGGCGUCUGGAAGUACGAACACCUCAGGCAGUUUUGUAUGGAGCUGAACGGUCUGGCGGUGAAGCUGCAGCUCGGCUGUCAGCCGGACACAUGCACCCAGAUGACGGCCACCGAGCAGUGGAUCUUCCUCUGCGCAGCGCACAAGACACCUAAGGAGUGCUCGGCGAUCGACUACACGCGCCACACGCUCGACGGCGCCGCCUGCCUGCUCAACAGCAACAAGUACUUCCCGAGCAGGGUAAGCAUCCGCGAGUCGUCCGUGUCAAAGCUGGGCUCCGUCUGCCGCCGGGUGUACCGGAUCUUCGCGCACGCCUACUUCCACCACCGGCAGCUCUUCGACGAGUUCGAGAGCGAGACGCACCUGUGCCGCCGCUUCACGACGUUCGUAACCAAGUACGGCCUGAUGACCAAGGAGAAUCUCAACGUGCCCAUCCUGGAGGACCAGGCGCCCGCUGAGGAGUCGGAGGCGUGAGGCGGUGUAAUUGGACGGCGGAGGCGCUCCUCGCGCCGCUGGUGACGGGAUGUGGGCCGCUGACCUGCUCCCGUGUCGGCUGAUCUGGUGCCGGCAGAGGUGUGACCGGCGGUAUCGCGACCCUGGCCUCAGUGCAACCGACAGUGUUGCAGACGGGCCGCCCGAUCGGACUCGGAAAAGGUGGGCUCUCCCCGGCUCUAGUGACGAGCCAAGUCGAUUCCGGCGUAUGAAUUAUAUUACCAGCGGCAUUGCGAUCGUUGAAGAGCGAGAUUGAAUGAUUGUGAGCAUCUUGUCGGGGUUUUAUGUGGUUUGUACUUGGUUGAUAUGUGGUAUGUCGUCUUAGACUGGGCAAAGUGUGGUCCCAACUCCCAACCUAUUCGUGAACUGCCAUCUUCUGUUCUAAGCGCGUCGCUAAAAAUUACUUCAUCGUUUAUUGAACACACCUUGUCAUUUCGUAUCACUUCUGUGCAUCUGCGAACAUAAGAUCCUUUUCACUCGUGGCUUCUAUCGCCAAUAAAUACAAAGACAGUC